UUCUUCUUUUUUUUUAUGUGCCGUACACGUAACACGUACUACCACACACCAAUAUACGCCCUAGGUGGGCCGGGCGACCUAGGAAGAGGCGCGCGGCGAGGCCCAAUACAUUUCCCCGACGGCCCACGACCCCCACUCCCGUCGCUUCCAAGAGUCUCGAGGCACGAUCGCAGCCAGCAGGAUCGUGCGAGCCGGGGCCGCGACUCCGACUCCGACUCCGACCGGCGCAGCGGCGCCACCGCCUCCGCCGGCUGGCGUCUCCCGCCUCCGCCCUCCGACCAGCAAGCCGGACAGGUGGACUCAACACCGCCUCGGUCAUCGGUUCCGGUGUUCCCGAAUCCCGACCAGGUGCCGGCCGCCGGCGGCCCGCCCGGCCGAACCUCCGUCGGCGCCACCUCAGGCUCGGCGUCACACCUCCGCCGCCUUGAAUCCGCGCCCCUCCCGCCGGCUGCCGCGACCCUCUACCUCGGGGCCCCCACGCCCGCGGAUCCAAUUCCGAGGAUUAUCGAACUAGGAUGAGGAAUGUGGGCGUUGCAUACUUUGGACUUCAUAUGUUCAAACUGUUUGU
This is a messenger RNA of Panicum virgatum (switchgrass), 568 nucleotides long. RefSeq lists its product as uncharacterized. Lineage: Eukaryota; Viridiplantae; Streptophyta; Magnoliopsida; Poales; Poaceae. The record is from RefSeq and is a predicted model, not a curated record. The coding region runs from base 16 to 519 and encodes 167 amino acids. The transcript is spliced from 2 exons.